CUUCCGCCGCCGCAUUCCCCAUCCCCUCUUAUUCUUCUACUUCUUCUUCCCCCAACCCCCACUCUCCAUCCCCAUUCCAAUCCAAUCGGAUCCAAUCCAAUCGAGGCAAUCCAUGGCGUCGCCCCCGUCCUUCGACUUCUUCUCCGACGCCCUCGACGACGCCGCCGACUCCCCCUCCUCCUCCUCCGCCCACCGCCAGAACCCUAACCCCAACCCCGACCCCGACCCCCACCCCACGCCGCACCCCAACCGCGCCCCGCCGCCCACCCCCAACGGCCUCAACGACCGCCUGCUCCGCUUCACCCAGACCCGCCCCCGCCCCCCGCCCCAAAACCCUAACCCCUCCCCGCCCCACGCCGACGGGGACCGCAAGGUCAAGCUCGCCGGCCGCCGCCGCCUCUGCAAGCUCUCCUCCUCCACCGACCCCGAUGCCGACCAGGAGGAGGACAGCAUCCGCGACAUCCUCGACGACCUCACCACCCGCCUCGACUCCCUCUCCGUCGACCGCCCCAAGGCCCGCCCCCGCCCCGCGCAGGCCCGGGCCCCGCUCCCCUGCGCCGUCACCGCCGAGGACGACGACGACGGCUUCUACGACGCCGCCGCCGGCUCCUCCCCCCCCUCCCCGCUGCCUCCCAAAUCUGGCGAGGACGACGGCUUCUUCGACGCCGCCGACGAAUCCUCCUCCUCCCCGCCGCCUCCCAAGGGGCCGGAAUCGGGUGCCCCCUCCACCGUCGACGUCUCCAGCUCCGACGAGUCUGAGGAUGACGCGCCGCUGGUGGUCCGGAGGCAAGUCAAGGUGGAGAAACCGCCGCAACUCCCAGAUCCAUCAUCCGCCUCCUCUGCCUUCGCCGAUCUGGCUACUCAGGAGGAGGAGGAGUCCGUCGACAAGGGGAACAGCAAAGCCACGGCAGCGACGGUCAGCAAGGAAAUUAAGCCGGAGAAACCACAAUUCCACGGUGAUUCACCAUUCACCUCUGCCUUAACCGAUCUUACUGCUCAGGAGGAGUCUUCUGUCGACAAGGGGAACAGCAAAGCCGCGGCGGCGGCGGUCAGGAAGGAAUCCAAGCUGGAGAAACCACAAGUCCCAGAUUCACCAUUCGACUUCUCCGAUCUUGGUGACGAGGAGGAGGCCAGUGCCAAGUGGAACAGCAAACCCACGGCGGUGGUCAAGAGGGAAGUCAAGGUGGAGAAACCCGACCCAGAUUUAUCGUUCGCCUCUGCUUUCACCGAUCGCCGUGUUCUGGAUGAUGCCAAUGACAAGGGGAAGAAAACCGGGGCAAGUGCUUAUGGCGGUGCCAAGUCGGGCAAGAGGGCAGCAUCAAAGCCCUCAUCCUUUGCGGAUUUUGAUGAAGAUGAUGACGGUGUCAGCGAGGAAAAGGAGAACCGUGCUGCUGAUGACACGGAGAAGGAUGUUGGCUGGGAGAAAACAGAGGAUUUCAAGAUGGAGCCCACCGGGUGCGGCAAAAUGGUCAAGCCCUACAAGCUCCCGGGGAGCAUUUUCAAGAUGCUUUACCCUCACCAGCGCGAGGGCCUCAAGUGGCUCUGGGUUCUGCAUUGCAGGGGAACUGGAGGGAUCCUUGGGGAUGACAUGGGUCUCGGCAAGACCAUGCAGGUUUCUGCCUUCCUGGCUGGAUUAUUCCAUUGCCGUUUAAUCAAGAGAGUGCUAGUGGUUGCGCCAAAGACACUUCUUACUCAUUGGUCCAAGGAACUUUCUGUUGUCGGCCUCAAACAUAAGAUUAGGGAUUACUCUGGUCCCAGCGUAAAUGUUCGCAAUUCUGAGCUUCAAUAUGCAUUCAAGGAGGGCGGCAUCCUUCUAACUACGUAUGACAUUGUCCGUAACAAUUACAAGUUGAUCAGAGGUGACUUCUACAAUGGCAACGUGGAAGGGAAGUAUGACAAGCUCAUCAGAGGUGACUCAUAUAACGAUGCUGAUGAAGAAGAGGAUGGGAAGUUGUGGAACUAUGUUAUUCUUGAUGAGGGACAUAUUAUCAAGAACCCGAGUACUCAACGGGCCAAAAGCUUACUCGAAAUACCGUGUGUCCACCGCAUCGUCAUAAGUGGAACACCUAUUCAAAACAAUUUAAAGGAAAUGUGGGCUCUGUUCUAUUUCUGUUGCCCGGAGAUCUUGGGUGAUAAGGAUGAGUUCAAAUCAAGAUAUGAAUCGGCUAUCAUUCGAGGAAAUGACAAGAAUGCCACCAAUCGAGAGAAGCACACAGGCUCAACUGUUGCAAAGGCAUUAAGGGAGCGUAUAAAGCCAUACUUCUUGCGUCGUAUGAAAAGUGAAGUGUUCCUUGAUACUGGUUCGGCAGAUGAUAAAAAACUUUCCAAGAAGAACGAGCUAAUUGUUUGGCUGAGGUUAACAGCUUGCCAGAGGCAACUAUAUGAAGCUUUUCUGAACAGUGAUCUUGUUCAUUCAUCAAUGCAAGGAUCACCAUUGGCUGCAAUCACGGUAUUGAAGAAAAUAUGCGACCAUCCAUUGAUAUUGACCAAGAGAGCUGCUGAGGACAUCUUGGAAGGCAUGGAAGGCAUGUUGGAUAACAAGGAUAUGGGUAUGGUAGAGAAAAUGGCCAUGAACCUUGCAGACAUGGCUCAUGAUGACCAAGCGCUGCAAGUCGGCGAGGAGGUCUCAUGCAAAUUAAUUUUUAUCAUGUCCUUGUUGCGGAAACUUCUUGAAGAGGGACACCAUGUCCUUAUCUUUUCCCAGACGCGCAAAAUGCUAAACCUUAUUCAGGAAGCUAUAUUACUGGAGGGCUACAAGUUUUUACGCAUUGAUGGUACUACCAAGAUUGCUGAGAGGGAAAGGAUCGUGAAGGACUUCCAAGAGGGGCCUGGAGCACAAAUAUUUUUGCUGACCACACAAGUUGGUGGGCUUGGACUUACACUCACCAAGGCAGCUCGUGUCAUCGUGGUCGAUCCUGCUUGGAAUCCAAGUACGGACAAUCAGAGUGUGGAUCGUGCUUAUCGAAUUGGUCAGACCAAAGAUGUGAUUGUAUACCGCUUGAUGACAUCUGGAACCAUCGAAGAAAAGAUAUACAAAUUGCAGGUUUUCAAGGGCGCUUUGUUUAGAACAGCCACAGAGCAGAAAGAACAAACACGCUACUUCAGCAAGAGGGACAUUCAAGAGCUCUUUAGUCUGCCAGCACAAGGUUUUGAUGUUUCCCUUACACAAAAGCAGUUGCAGGAAGAGCAUGGACAGCAACUUGUCAUGGAUGAGUCACUGAGGGAGCACAUAGAGUUUCUGGAACGACAAGGAAUAGCGGGUGUAAGCCACCACAGCCUCCUAUUUUCCAAAACAGCAGUCUUGCCUUCGUUGGAGCCUGAAGCUAUGGAGAGCAAGCACCCAAGCAUGCCGAUGAUGGCCAGGCAGUACAACAAGGCAUCAUCCUCGAUGGACUAUGUCGCCAACGGCGCUGCCCAUGCUUUCAAGCCAAAGGACUUCACUCCAAGAGCAUACUCUGCAAGCAAUACGAGUUCAGAGAGCCCCGAGGAAAUCAAGGCAAAAAUCAACCGCCUGUCGCAAACCCUUUCAAACACGACGCUGGUGUCGAGGCUGCCUGACCGUGGGGAGAAGCUCAAGAAGCAGAUACACGAUCUGGACGAGAAGCUGACGGUGAUCGAGUCGUCUCCAGAGUCGUCGUCGAUGAUGUCCAGAGGGAGGGCGCCUGAAGUGAUCUGCUUGGAUGAUCAGAGCCUAUAAUUCUGAGAUUGAAGCAACUGCUACACUGGACUACUCAUUUGUUACUAGUCGGUCACUGAGGCGUGACUGAAGUGCAACACUGGUAUUGUUUUGGCCGUGGAAUGGUCCGGUUGUAAAUAGUAGCCUGAUGGAUGAUUGGUGCCUACGACUAGGAGGGAGGCAGGGAUGUAGGGUGAAUGUACUCCCUCCGUUCCAAAAUAGAUGACUCAACUUUAUUACUAAUCAUCUAUUUUGAAAUGGAGGGAGUAGUAUGUAUCGGCAAAAAUUACUCGGAUCUUAUUAAGCAUGCGAAGCAGCGCUGGUAAAAUUUUCUA
Messenger RNA from Triticum aestivum (bread wheat), 4011 nucleotides. RefSeq names its product SNF2 domain-containing protein ENL1. The transcript is spliced from 19 exons. Lineage: Eukaryota; Viridiplantae; Streptophyta; Magnoliopsida; Poales; Poaceae. The coding region runs from base 113 to 3697 and encodes 1194 amino acids. Gene Ontology annotation, molecular function: ATP binding; DNA translocase activity. The record is from RefSeq and is a predicted model, not a curated record.